Cuscuta campestris is the source of this 1371-nucleotide messenger RNA. The record is from the annotation of a GenBank genome assembly. NCBI's taxonomy places the organism in Eukaryota, Viridiplantae, Streptophyta, Magnoliopsida, Solanales, Convolvulaceae.
CUAGAAUGUUCAUAUAGGUUGUUUUUACGUUCAUAAAUGGUCAUUUGGUUGAGUUUUGUGUUUGACAUGUUUGAAGAACCAAGAAUCAUAAACCUUGAAUUUGAUGUUAAAAAUAUGUUUUAAUGAUUCUAAAAUGAUCUAUGAACCUGGGAGGACAUUUCUAUAUAAUUUAAUUGAAAUUUGGUGUUUAAAAAUGAUAAUACUCGAAACUGACCAGAGGAAGAAGAUGAUGAACAGUAGCCGAAAAUUGAUUAUUUACUUCUAAAAAAUCGAUUAGAAUUAUGUCCAGAAGAGGAUAUUCGAAAGACAAGAAGAGAUCGACCAAGGAUUGGAAGCCCUGUUUUGUUUUUGUUUCCACGGGGCCCAAAUCUCCUUUCACGGAUUUUGGGCACCCAUCCUUCUGCCGCGUUACACCUCCCAAGCCAAACGCUACACUCCUCUCCAUCACCAGAAAGCUCUACGGCAAGGAAGCCAUCAAGAUCAGGUCAGUGGUGACCAAGGAGUCCCUUGCCGAGCUUGGGUUUGAGUUCAUUAGGGAUGAACUUCGCCACCAGCUUGACUUGUUGAGCGAUCUCCACGGGAGGAGCGCCGACUAUGGUCCCUUUGUUGAGCAGGAGGGAUUAGGAGACGAGAUGGAGGAAGAUCUGCUGCUGGGCCAUCUCGUGGGAGGAAAGAAGAGGAAGAGAGACACAGCCCCCCAGGUGAAGCAGAGGGCCGAGGCUGAGGAGAGGAAGCUGCAGGACGAGGUUGGUCGUCUAACGAGGGAGCUAUUGGAAGAGAAGAAACGCAGCUCUGACCUUGCGGAGGAGUUGUUGGGUGAGAAGAGUCACUCUGCCCGACUGGAGGAGGAGAAAUCCUCGUUGUCCUCCGAAGUGGGAUCCACCUCUGCUCGUGUGGUCGAACUAGAAGGAGAGAAGGUUGAACUGGUUCGCCAGUUGGAAGCUAAGAAGGGCGACCAGGCCCGUUGCUUGGAGGAGGCGAUCGAGGCCUUCAAAGCUUCUCCCGAGUUUGUCGCGGUCUCCAUGGAGCGAAUGGACAAGCUGGUCCUUUAGUGGAUCCUGACCAAGCCCGGGACUGACGGGAUGGUCGGGGAGGCGAAGAAGGCAUUUCGCCGUGGACUCUUCUGGAUGCAGCAGGUCUUCCAUAGCAAGCUAGCUCUGCUCCCCAAAGGGACUUCUCUUCCUAACAUUGGCCUUCCUCCACCUUGUGACACUGUUACCGAGUUCUAUCCCACCCCCCUAUAUGGAGGAAGAGGAUCUAGAUGACUCUGAAUGAGAGGAUAAGAGGACCACCCAGGGCGACCAAGAUGGGCAGGAUGACCAGGAAAUGAGGAUCAGCUCUUCGGCGACUAAGGCGGGAGAGGGUACCGUU